GGAACAAAAUCUCCUUAAACAGAACUGUUGCAAAAGUGCCCAGCUGUCAGCUAUAAAUAAUAGUUCCAAAUAUCUCCAGAGUAGCUAAGAACCUAGGCGUUACUGACGGAGUGAAGUGAGCUGUCUAUAAUUAGAUUUCUCAAGUAUUCUAGGUAUUGUAGCGCCACCUAUUUAUGGUUUUUGUCGGACACUUUUUGGUAUAUGGAGAUUCUCUUCCUUGUCUACUAGCGUUACUCUGGAGAGAUUUGGGAAUUACAACGGUUCUGCCUAAGGAGAUUCUGUUCCUUGCCUCUAACUUCCAUAAUCCCGACCAGACCGUUCUGACCGAGUUCUGACUUGCUAAACUUAGGAUCGAAAGAGCUUUAACAACAUUGUCUUAAACAGCUCGGAGUAUGUCACUGUCAAAAGUGACAGACCUAGACCCUCAGUUUGUUCCUGCCCCAUCCCAUUCCUGCCCUUUAUUAAUUUUAUUUUAUUAUGUUCAAUUUAUUAUCGGUUAGUAUUUAGCGCUCUACAAUUAGCUUAAACUUACAUUAACUAGUAUUUAUCCAUUGCUGAAGUUCCUAAAAUAAUAUAGGACUUGCACUCUUACACACUACGAAAAUUCGUGUUGUUCCAAAUAUGUUUAUCAACAAAAUAUGUUUAACGUUUAUCAAUGAUAUUUAUGAGUGAAAGUGAAUAUAUCUUAGUGUGCGGCGUCCUCAGAAGAGUACCAUGGAGCAGUCUCGAGGUUCCGCCUCGGAAGUGGAGAAGGUCCUUUCUCUAUCCGAGCUUCAACUGAUGCGUCUCGUGAUAUGCGGGAUGCGCGCGGCGGCGCGCGCGGCGAGCGCGUCGCGGCAAACGCGGAGGUUGCUCGAGGCGGCGGCGUGCCGCGUCAUCGCGAGGCAAGCGGGGAAGAAACAUGAUUAUGUUCAUGGCUUGUGGUGCAAUUUCCGAGCGUCGUCAUUGCGUAAACUGCGCGCACAUUUAGCGCGCGGCGACAUGUCGGCGACUGAGGAGCGACUGUCUACUCUUGAGUGGGCCGCUGUAGAUCUGCUCCUGCUAUACGACACGCCGCUUCUUAGUGUGGCAAGCUUCCACCAGCGCGCUCAGCUGGCGGCCCUGGAGCGCACCUUCGAGCUGGUGCAGCAGUUCCAGCUGGAGCCAGAAAAUGGGGGCGUUGUGGCAUCUGAACAGUGGAGCCGCGCGGCGCAGUCUUACUCCAAGAACGGCGUGGUUCUGUCGGCAGUGGCGCUGCAACGGCGCUGGUACGAGCUGAAGCUGGACACGCGGCAACGCGUAUGUGCCCCCCAAGUCCCGGGCACCCUUCGUCCGCUCCUGGUGCCGAUACACGAGGCCGUCGCCACCAGGUUCCCUCACGUGGUGCGCUCCAGGGAGCUGCUGCCGUGGCGCCGGCUGGUGGCGGCGGGGACAGUUGCCGAACCGACGAGCGAGCGCGGUCCGGCGCCGGGCGAGCCUCGUGUGGACGCCGCGCUCACACGAGAUGCAGAAAAAUAUAUAAAGACUAUUGAUCUACUGGAUGACGACGAACUUGAAAAAAAUGCUCUUAAAGAGGCACCAAUCAACACUUCCAAUAUUACUCUAAUUGAUACUGCUGAUAAAGAACUUACUGGUUCAGAGAAUACCAGAAGGAAAAGUAGUAGAAAUAGAAAUCAAAACAAAAACCAAUCUACAAAAAAAGACAUUAGCGAAAAUGUAGAUAUAAUAAUUAAACCAGAAAUAAUAGAAAUUGAUGACGAUGCUCCAAGUCCGAAGGAAAACAUUAUAGAAGCGAUGCAAGAUAUAGACUUAAAUAAUGUAGAUGCAACUAUAGUCUAUGAUAGUGACGAGGAAGACGUUAAAACCAUUAUUGACGUUCAAAUGGGUAACGUUGAUAAAGCUCUAGAGACUGCUACUGUUGCGGAUGAAAAUAGUGAAAUCUCUAAUAUUAGCGAAGAAAAUAUUAAUAAUUCAAUUUUAUAUCAGGAAGUUGAAAGUAAUUGGAACGAUUGCCAAAAUACCUCAAACAUCAGUGAUAAAGAUACACAAAUUGAAAUUGAAGGACAUAAUCCUGUAAAAAUAGAAGAAUCUAGUGAUAGUGAUGAAAAUGACGUCAAUUGUUCUUCUCCUGAUUUGAAUAAUCAAAUAGAAAACGUUGGGCAUAUCCAAGAAAUUGUAAAUAAUUCGAUUGUAUGCAAUAACCUUGACAAAGUAGCAGAGCAAUUAAAAGACCAAAUACGGGCUAAAUACUGCGCUGUGCCAUCAGCGCAGAAUAAAGACACAAGCAUCAGCACCACCAGUCAAGACUCAAGUGACAUUCCCGCUAUUGAUCCCAAGCUCCUUAUGUGCCCAUUAAUACUAUUAAGAAGAAUAGAUGACCCAAUACAAUCUUUAGACAAACCAUUACCAUCCCCUAGUCAAUCUCUCAACACCCAAAAAUCUUCUAAAACAUCAUACAGCAGAUUAUUUUAUGAGAAGCAGAAAGAAAUGACAAAUGCUACUCCACCUUCUAACAGUAGAUUAUAUUAUCAGAAUAAAGCUAGAUUGUUCCAUGACAAAAAUAUAACUAGAUCAUUCUAUGAGAAAAAUAAAACACUGUUAAAGCAAUGUAAGCCUUGUAUGCUGUCCUUGAGAAAGGUGGAUGAGGAGUGGGGUAGGAAUGUUGGGGAAGGGAGGAAGAGGGUUCGACUGCCGGAUAUGGAGAAAGUGAAGAGGAACAAUCGUGGUGUAUUGACGGCCCAGGUUGCGCCGCUAAUGCCUACGCAGAGUGCCACCAUGGUCAAGCGAGUGCGGCCCAAUUCAACCUACAACGAUCAAUCUACCCCUUCAUCAUCGACACAAGUUUUUGUUCGAACUCCUUUGCAGCCCAUGUUCCGACCUUCGGUCCCACCGCCAUGGACACACACUUCAACGCCAGGACAAGAAUCAGAGCCAAAGUCCUUAUUGGAACAGUUGCUUGUUGGCAACACUUAUCAGAAUUCAUCAGUAACCGAUCCUGCAUUACAGCAAAACUAUUUAAUGAUUCCUCCAACGCAGUUUAACUUGCUGCAAUCCCAAACUGGGGCUUUUCUUCAAAAUUGUCAAAGUUCUCAGGGUCAAUUACAGAAUUUAAAUGUUCCUUUGCAAGGUUUCAUGUCGAAUCCUAUGCUACAAGAACCAAAUACGAACUGGCCACAUGGCCUACACCAAAAUAUAGGAAAUAACUGGCCUCAAACAACGGCAACACAAAAUGUGUUUACAAACAUGUUCCCACCUGUGCUACAGACACAAACAACAAUGACAGCUAUAGGUAAUAUACCAAUACCAAAUAUAUCAACCCAGAAUAUAGUAACGCAAAAUAUACCAACCCAGAAUGUAGCAGCACAAAAUGUACCAAUUCAACAUAUGGCACCGCAAAAUAUAGCAACGCAAAAUAUAACAACACAAAAUAUAUCUGCACAGAAUGUAGCUACGCAAAAUAUACCAAUACAAAAUAUGGCAAUGCAAAAUAUAGCAACGGAAAACAUAUCAUCACAGAAUAUCGCAAAAAUAAAUACAUUGACACAGAAUAUAACUCCGCAAAAUAUAUCAACACAGAAUAUGGCAACGCAGAAUAUAGGAAUGCAAAAUGAAACUUCGGAAACACAAAAUGCAGUUAUAGCAGAUGAAUUAGCAUCAGCGAUAACAACACGGAAUAUAUUAACUCAGAAUACAGCGAUGCAAAAAGAAUCAAUACAUAAUAUAGCAACACCAAAUAUAUUAGCACAGAAUAUAGCAAUGCAAAAUAUAUAUAUACAAAAUAUGGCAACGCAAAAUAUAUCAUCACAGAAUAUGACAAUGCAAAGUCAAACUCCAGAAACACAGAAUAUAACUAUAGUAAAUGAAUUAGGAGCAGCGAAUGCAACAGGAAGUAUGUCAACUCAGAAUACAGCAAUUCAAAAUAUAUCGACACAAAAUAUAGCAAUGCAAAACAUAUCAUCACAGAAUAUAGUGACACCAAAUACAUCAACACAGAAUGUAGCAAUGCAAAAUAUACCUACGCAAAAUAUAGUAACACCGAAUAUAUCAACACAGAAUAUAGUAAUGCAAAAUAUACCCACGCAAAAUAUAGUAACACCGAAUAUGUCAACACAGAAUAUAGUAAUGCAAAAUAUACCCACGCAAAAUAUAGUAACACCAAAUAUAUCAACACAUAAUAUAGAAACACCAAAAAUUUUGAUACCAAACUGGGGAUUGGCCAAUAUGGCUGGCGUGUUAUCUUUAACACAAACAAUUGUCAACCAGCCGAGUCUAACGAUUGACGGAACUUUACUUGCUCGAAGUUUUCAAGACAUCGUCCUAAAACAACAAGAACCGCUAAACCAAUUUAUAACUGGCUCACAACCUAAUCCAUUUAUAGUGAACCCAGUUUCACGCGUUAAUGCGGCGCCUACACCGAUGCCUAUGAACCAAGAAUUAAAUCAAUCAUUUGUUACCAACCAAGCUUUGCUGUGUGGUUCGGUAUUGCAAAUCAUCCAACCUACCCCCGACGUUUCUACCAGUGUAGCUCAAACAAACGCCGAAGGUUAUACCGAUUAUACAAUUACACAGCAAACCCCAACCGAACGUACCUCCGGCACCAGCGUUACAAUGGACGUGGAUGAGGAAACUAAUGCUACAAGUGAUGGUUGUUUGAAAACUACAGAACAGGUUGAUUUGCUUCAGGUGGUUCCUGUAGAGAAUCUUUUUGAAAUGGUACCGAAUAAGUACACGUACUCAUCGACGGAUAAUAACAAAAUGUUAAAUGAUAGUUCACUCAUCCUUGACUGGGGUUUGUUUCCGCUCUCGCCAUCUUAUUUAAUGAAAGAGCGCAAAAUAGAUUUCAAGCACGUCCUGUGCACUGGUCCAGGGCAGGGAUGGCGGCUGAAGGGUCACCUGGUGGUCAGCGACCAGCAGAAGCCGCCGCCGGUGGCUGCUAUAUGGUCAAUUAGGCCGAGGGUCCGGCUGCAACUUCCCACACCGGACGAACACUGCAAGGAUGCUAAAGCGGCUGCGAACGUGUUGUUUCGAGACCGACUGUACCAGAAGCUUUUCGACUAUCCACUUACAUAUUCCAUGAUGCUGGUGGCGGUGCGCUCGGCGGCGGCGUGCGGGCGCCUGCUGGCCGCGGGCGCCGCGCUGCGCCUGUACUGCCUGCGCACCGGCAUCUUGCACCCCAUACAUGCACAGAUAGCAUCCUUCGAUGACAGGCAGUCUAAAGAAAUCGACCGACGCAUCGAAAAUGCCUGGAAGAGCUUCUGGUCCAUGAAGGCACUAAUGAAGGGCAACCUUCCACUGACACUAAAGCGCAAACUCGUCGACAUGUGUAUCCUGCCUAUCCUAACCUACGGCGCCCAAUCUUGGUCAUUAACGGAAGCCCAGAAGUCCCGACUCAAGAUUUGCCAGCGAGCAAUGGAGCGCAGCAUACUAGGAGUUCGGAGAACCGAUCGAGUUAGGAACACCGAACUGCGCUCCAGAACUGUUUGCAAAUAUGUACCUAGUUUAUUUAGGAAACAGUUAUUGUAA
Molecule: messenger RNA, 5502 nt
Organism: Cydia pomonella (codling moth)
Lineage: Eukaryota; Metazoa; Arthropoda; Insecta; Lepidoptera; Tortricidae
Exons: 15
Coding region: 715-5502 (1595 amino acids)
Source: RefSeq, a predicted model, not a curated record